Molecule: messenger RNA, 9459 nt
Organism: Hyla sarda
Lineage: Eukaryota; Metazoa; Chordata; Amphibia; Anura; Hylidae
Gene: MED13L
Product: mediator complex subunit 13L
Biological process (GO): regulation of transcription by RNA polymerase II
Cellular component (GO): mediator complex
Molecular function (GO): transcription coregulator activity
Source: RefSeq, a predicted model, not a curated record
GCCUGCCAGAGACACAGCGGGAGCUCGCCUCGCCCCCCCUCGCCUUCGCCGCCCCGUCACGUGAACAACGCGGUCCAAUCAGAGUCCGUGUUGUCGCGGCCGGACGCCAUUGCUGCUGUCAGAGAGGCGAAGCUCUGGUCAGUGUGUGUGUGAGAAAGACGAGCGGCGGGAGAGCCCAGAAGCCGAGACGUCCAGUGAGCCCCCCGGGGAGGCGGGCCGAGCGCAGGCCCCACGGAGAGGCCCGGAUCUGUGGGCACGGAGUGAGGACGCUGCUGGACUAGGCCCCUGAGGCCUCCUACUGUGACACGGGGCGGGCUCCCCCUCAGCCCCGAUUACUGUGUGUCUCCCGCCGCCUGCCCGGGCAGAGAAGAGCCGGCCCCCCCUUGUGCUAGCGCCCAGCGGAUGUGACCGUGUAGGCGGGGGUGAGGGCCGCACCGGGGCCCCUGGCUGGAGCGCCCCUCUCCGGAGCCCUGGCACGGCGCAGUCUCCGCUCAGCAGCCUCCCCGGACUGGCCGUACUUUCCCUGAGAAGCGGGGGGAGGCCGCGGCGGGCGCUUCCUUCUUCCCCUCCUCUUCCUCUCACAUCCCCGGCCACGGCCGCCCCUCCCCCACCCGGGUGACUCAUUUUUCCGCGCCGGAUUAGCGGCCCCGUUCGGGCGCCUGGAGCCCUCCUCCUCCUUCCUCUAGGCCGAGGACAUGGUGGGCUCUGGCUGGCCUCUGUGAUUCGUCAUCCCCGCUGUGUGUGUGCUGUGCCCCCCUCCCAGCAGCAGCCAUAGGAAGGAUCGGCCUGGGCCUGCUCUGCAGCCUGCCCCCCUUCUCGGAUCGGAUCCAGGAUUUCAGCUCUCAGACAUGCCCAGCUCUGCUAGCCAGGCACCUGGAGGAUCAUGACUGCGGCGGCGAACUGGGCAGCCAACGGGGCGAGCCUGGAGGACUGUCACUCUAACCUCUUCUCUCUGGCUGAAUUAACUGGCAUCAAAUGGCGUCGCUACAAAUUCCAAGGCCAUGGCGACUGCAGUCCUAUCAUCUCUGCUCCAGCCCAAGACGACCCCAUUCUCUUGAGCUUCAUCCGUUGCUUGCAGGCCAACCUGUUGUGUGUAUGGAGACGGGAUGUCACGCCUGACUGCAAAGAACUCUGGGUUUUCUGGUGGGGGGAUGAACCUAAUCUUGCUGAUGUUAUACACCAUGAGCUCACCAUGCAAGAGGAGGGACUGUGGGAUAAUGGUCUGUCCUAUGAGUGUCGGACACUACUUUUUAAGGCCAUUCACAACCUGUUAGAAAGGUGUUUGCUUGAUAAAAGUUUUGUGCGGAUUGGAAAAUGGUUUGUGAAGCCCAGUGAAAGAGAGGAAAAAUCAGUUUCAAAGAGCGAAAACCUCUCCUGCUCCUUUACUUUUUUCCUCCAUGGGGAAAGCAGUGUUUGCACAAGUGUAGAGAUUGCUCAGCACCAGCCAGUGUAUCUCAUCAACCAGCAACAUCUCCAGCUGGCGCAGACAUCCCAUACGCCAUGCCAAGUUAUUCUGAGCCCAUAUGGGUUGAGUGGAACACUUACUGGCCAUGCCUACAAAACAUCAGAUCCCACUACCCGCAGGCUGCUUGAGGAAUGGCGUCCUUUCUACCCUACAGUGCUCUCUGCAAGGAAGGAACAAAGGGAAGAUCAGGAAAUGCUUUAUGAUGAUGAUUUUCCGGCAGCAGUGGAAGUAAUUGUGGGUGGCGUUCGCAUGGUUUACCCCUCAGCAUUUGUUCUCAUGGCUCACAGUGACCUACCUGUUCCACCCAACACUGUGAAUACUGGGCACAGUGGCACAAGUACACAGCAAAAUACAGCUUUUACUAAAGAUCCUAGCCCAUGUCGGAUGCCCUUGACGCCACCCACAUCACCAGAUCAAAAUGCUCCUGGAGACAUCAGGUCUGUAACUACAAGUGGCAACAGCCAGUCAGCAGGGGACGGUGUAAGUAAUUUGAGGCACAGUCCGAAACGUCGAGGGAGAAGUUAUAUGAAGUUGCAUAGUCAUAUGGCGCAGAGAGCUUGGAGGGAAUGCAUCCUGAACAGAAGUCCAUCAAAGUCAAGCAUGCCCAACCAGCAAGAAGAAGCAGUGACGGUUAACAGAACACCUUGGGACUUUGUGGAUCCCAGCCAGAGAGUCAGCUGUGCAUGCUCCAGACACAAGUUGUCCAAGCAGCGUGGUGCACAAAAUGCAACUCGUCCGCCCUCUGUUUCCCAGGUUUGCAUGGGUGGAAACCCUUCUUCCAGCAACUCUUCCUUACAGCCUUCUGCAUCUUCCAAGCACAAACCUAAUGAUCGCCAAGAAAAGGCAGAUAAACUGCAGAAAAAGGCAACAACUCCAUUCCAUCAUCGACCAUCUCCAUCCCAGAGUGAACAAUGCAUGACACAGGAACAAACUGUGCAGCAACGCCAAGGAACAGAGCCUGCAGCUGGAACAACCACCUCCACUACAACAAACAGACAAUUCUCCAACAUUGCAUCUACAGGGGAACUAGAUCAACUAUUGCCAGUACCUCCUGUAGACUCCCCACAUUCACCUGCCUCCCCAAUGCCCCCUACUCUUAGCCCACAGCCUCCGCAACAAGAAGUUGAAAUUCCUGAUCAAGAAGUGGCAGUCUCAAAUCUUUAUCCUAAUGGUUUGGAAAUGCAACCACUUGAUGACAGGACGAUAAUGGCGGCUAAUCUUGGCCUGCCUCUUAUGACGGAAAUGAGUGAGACCAGUUUGUACUGUGCUGGUUUACCCCAGAAUCGGGAUACGGAGGACAGCUGGCAUGGUUACAAACUCCCAGCUGUUGGCAGUCAAGACUUUCGUCCACCAGAAAUCACAAGCGAGUGGUACGAGACUAAGCAAGAUGUGGGAUCUGAGAGCACUGCACUUAAAAGGCUUCUUUCUCAGCCCAACAAACGCUUUAAAGUCUUGGAUGAGAAGCGCCCGGUUGCAUCAGACCUUAGCUAUGUGGACCAGCUACCCCUACUUCUAUGUGAAGGCUUUGGGGACUCAACUGAUCCUUACACUUUUGAGGAUGGAGAUAUCAAGUACAGUUUCACCAACACAAACAAAAAAUGCAAGAUUGGAGCAGAACGGGAACUUUCUCGGAAGCAGAAGUCUGAUGAUGGGUAUGAGAAAGAUGCAUCUCCUACAGAACAUCCAGCACCAGUGCCUGAUGGGAAAGAUGCCAUGUCCAUUUUUAGCCCCACAUCAAAGUCAGACCCACGGCAGGACCGCGGGGUGGCAGCUAGCCUCACACAGGUCACUGAUCUGGCUCCUUCCCUCAAUGACCUGGACAACAUAUUUGAUAAUUCUGAAGAUGAGGACCUGGCUGGAUCACCAGGCACUCGUGCAAUGAAAGUUCCCUUGGGUGGGUCAGAAGAACGGAAUGUUGGCAAAGAUGGUAGAGCAACAGUUCCAUACCUACCAACAACAGCUGAUCUGCAGAGGAUGUUUCCAACCCCACCUUCCCUGGAGCAGCAUCCAGCCUUUUCCCCAAUCAUGAUGUACAAGGAUACCAUGGGCUCAGACACGGCAACAACUCUUGGUAUGAUGGAAAGUCCAAUGGUCAAUUUGGCCUCCAUGCAACAUGUAGAGUUCAAAAUGGAAAUUGAGGAAGGCCUAUGCAGUCCCAAGCCUGAGGAGAUUAAGGACUUUUCCUAUGUGUACAGAGUCCCUUCCUAUCAACCCUUUCUGGGUACCUCAAUGUUUGCACCACUUAAAUCAUUGCCCAGUCAGUGCCUGCUGUCCUUAAAAAUACCAGACGCCUGCAUAUAUCGACCUUCCUGGGCUGCCCCUCCGAAAAUUCAACACCUUCCUUUACCACCUGCUGCACCUUUUAACAGAGAUGGGUAUAUGAAUGUGCCAAGUGAAGGGAGUUUGACAGACCAAGAUUACCUGCAGCUCAACACUCCACAGACCAACACCCCUCUUGCUCCUUGCAGCACAGCUCCACCCAGCAAUGGGGGAACUGGUGGCGUCUUGCCUUCUCCAGCUACUCCCAGGUUUUCUGUUCCUACUCCCCGCACACCAAGAACUCCUAGAACUCCAAAAGGUGCUGGAGGAGCCAGUGGCCAAGGUUCAGUGAAGUAUGAUAGCACAGACCUCUGUUCUCCAGCUUCUACUCCAUCUACAACAAGGCCAUUGAGUUCUGUUGAGCCAGCCAGCAGUCAUCCAGCUCCUGAGGCCCACAGCCUUUAUGUUACUUUACUUCUGUCUGACUCAGUUCUAAACAUUUUUAAAGACAGAAACUUUGAUAGCUGUUGCAUAUGUGCCUGCAAUCUGAACAUCAAAGGAUCUGACGUAGGCCUCUACAUCCCAGACUCGUCAAAUGAAGACCAGUAUCGUUGCACCUGUGGCUUCAGUGCCAUUGUCAACCGUAAACUUGGGUAUCACUCGGGCCUGUUUAUAGAGGAUGAAAUGGACAUAUUUGGCAGAUCCUCUUACAUUGGGCAGGCAGUAGAGAGAAGACUGAACAUGAGAGAGGCAGCAAGGAGAAGUGAGGACCCUCCCCCACCUGCCCUUCUUUUGCUUUUGCAGAGUCAAUGCACUAGGCCUUUCACCAAUACUGGAGGAAGCUGGGACCUUUCCUGCAACAAAUCUGAGUAUUUUUUGGAAGGACCCAAUACUAACUUGGACAAAGUAAGGGUAGAGAGUUCAGAUGCUUGGCCAGAAUGCUUAAAUCUCUGUAGAUCUGAAGAAUCUCCAGAACCACUGCCCAUACCCAACCUCUUAGUUGGUUAUGACAAAGACUUCCUUACCAUAGCUCCAUUCUCUCUUCCCUUCUGGGAGCGUCUGCUUCUCGAGCCAUACGGUGGACAGCGAGAUGUAGGAUACUUGGUGUUAUGUCCAGAAAAUCCAGCCUUAGUAGAUGGAGCAAAAGCCUUCUUUAGUGAUUUGAGUGCAGUGUAUGAGAUGUGCCGCCUUGGCCAGCACAGACCAAUCUGUAAGGUUCUGUGUGAUGGGAUUAUGAAGGUUGGCUGCUCUACAAGUGAAGCAUCUGGUGAGGAUUCAGCCAAUGAAGACCUGGACAACCGCGCUCGUCUUCAAAUGUAUGCUCAAACCUGCCGGCAGCACCUAGCCCCCUAUCUUUCUUCUCUGCAACUGGACAACAGUCUGUUACUACCUCCUAAAAGCCAAGCUUGUUCAAGUACACAGAAUACAAGUCCUGCCGCACCUUCUGGUCCAUCCAACUCUGCACUCAGUUCUACUCCUAAUGGCACUGGCUCAGCACCACAGUCUUCAUCGUCUUCUACUCCCCCUGGGAAUGCCUCUGCUCCUGCAACAUUCAACACCUGCACAUCGCAGAAUUCUUCCAGUUCUGCCGAGCGCUCUGCAGUAAGCCAGCCCACUGUAGAGGUGGAAUCAAAUCCACCUUCCACACAACUAGAAACACCUGAAAGUACAACAGAAAGAGAGAAAAUUGGAAUCCCAACAGUGGCAGAGCCAGCUGCAAGCAUCACCUUAUCCCCAACUGUUGUAAUAUACAUGGUGGAUCCUUUUACAUAUACUUCAGAAGACGACUCACACACAGGAAACUUCUGGCUGCUGGGUCUAAUUCGGUGUUUUACUGACAUGCUGGAAAUUUUACCAGAACCACUUCGUGCUGCCUGUGUCUUGCAGGUGGUGCCAUGUCAGUAUCUACUGCAGACAGUUAAUGAUGAAACAUUCUCCUACAUCCAGCACUUGAAAUCUUUAGCUUUCUCUGUAUACUGCCAGUGUCAUCGGCCAGUUGCCUCCCAGAUUCCUAUCAAGCCACUUACUGGAUUUGGUCCAGCAGCUGCACUUAAUACAGUAUUGAAAUAUUCUGAGCAUCCAAUCCCAGGGCAACUAUACUCACCGCCAUUUCUGCUUGCCCCUACAAAAGACAAGCCGACAGAAGUAGGAGAAACAAUUGCUGAGGCUGGCCAGAAGUACAAUGUAUUAUUUGUAGGAUAUUGCCUGUCUCAUGACCAGCGUUGGCUCUUGGCAUCUUGUACUGACUUACAAGGAGAGCUGCUAGAGACUUGUGUUGUGAAUAUCCAUGUGCCCAAUAGGUUCAGAAGAAGCAAAGUUUCAGCACGGAAAAUUGGAUUACAAAAAUUGUGGGAGUGGUGUGUGGGACUAAUGCAGAUGACCUCUUUGCCCUGGAGAGUUGUAAUUGGGCGCCUAGGAAGACUAGGCCAUGGCGAGUUGAAAGACUGGAGUAUUUUGCUGGGGGAAUGCUCACUACAGAACAUUAGCCGUCAGCUGAAAGAAGCAUGUAGGAUGUGUGGUAUUUCUGCUGCAGACUCGCCAUCUAUUCUUAGUGCCUGCCUUGUAGCAAUGGAGCCACAGGGAUCAUUUAUUGUUAUGCCAGAUGCUGUUACAAUGGGAUCUGUCUUUGGUCGCAGCACAGCCUUGAAUCUGCAGACCUCUCAGCUCAGCACCCCACAAGAUGCAUCUUGUACCCACAUAUUAGUAUUUCCUACUUCAGCUACAAUCCAGGUUGCUCCUAGUCAUUAUCCACAUGAAGAUGGUUUUAAUAAUGAUGAUAUGUUUGAUCUACCAUUCCCGGACAUGCCUGACAUGGAAAAUGACCUAGGAAUUUUAAUCCAAGGAAAUCUACAUUCUCCACCUAACUCUUCUCCAGGAUCUCCAACAGGCAUUGGAGGUGGAUCACACUUUCAACAUAGUCGGAGUCAAGGAGAGAGGCUUCUUUCUAGGGAAACACCAGAGGAGCUCAAGCAGCAACCUUUGGCUCUUGGCUACUAUAUAUCCACAGCCAAAGCAGAAAACCUGCCUGAAUGGUUUUGGUCAUCAUGCCCACAAGCGCAAAACCAGUGCCCAUUAUUUUUAAAGGCUUCACUACAUCAUCAUAUUUCUAUCUCUCAAAAUGAUGACCUCAUACCUGCGCGCAAUUCACAACGAGUUCCUCAUCCUUUGGAUUCCAAAACCACAUCAGACGUUUUAAGGUUUGUGCUUGAGCAGUACAACGCCCUCUCAUGGUUGACGUGUAACCCAGCUACUCAGGACCGAACGUCAUGCCUACCUGUUCACCUCACGGUGCUCACACAAAUGUACAACAUGGUCAUGGACAUUCUCUGAAUACAUUCGUCCUGCCUUGACCAACAUUUUGAGUGCCCUGUGAUUGCCGUGUGUAAAGUCUGCUGUUGGACCUGUUGCAUGGAGGAUAUGCACUUCAUCUGAAACACUUGUUUCUGUGCAACACAAAAAUAUACACUAAGAAAUUGAACAGUACAAGCAAAUUCAUUCCUCUGACAGUGACAAAUACAUGGAUGGAUGUACGCAAGUCAGGGCCUAUGUAUACCUGCAGAAUAAUAAAUGAGGAGUCAGACUUAAAACUUCACACAAAGCAGCCUGGCAAUCCAGCAAUAGAACAAAGCAGCCUGCAGCUUUGAAGAAAGAACACAAUACAUUGACAUAUUCACUACUAAAAUAGACACGAUUGAUACACACAGUACAGCACUGGAGCAAACCUCACCAGUAUACAUCGUACAGGUGCAAAAGUCUUUACAGUACCAUGUUCAACUCCUUUAUUGUAUCAGCUUCUCAAAGCACUUCUAUACCGCUAAAUCAGCUUUCUUUUCUUGUAGCCAGACUAGGCCAACAAUAUUAUGAUUUUAUACAUGUUUUCUAUCCAGCUUUAUUUUGAUUCAUGCCCACUGUGUUGAUCACUAGUAGCAUUCUGACCGUAUGGAAAGUUUUGUGCCAAACCUGUCAGUAUUCUUCAUUCAGUAUAUGAUUAUUAGCCAAAAAGCGAAGGCCACAUAAUACGUUUUUCAGUGUUGAUCCCGUGUCAGAAGCUGAUCCAUUUCUGUUCUUCUUGGAAGUGACAAUCAGGUAGCUGUUUUCCUAAUGGUGAAAAAACAUUCCAUGGGCCUUGUAUUUGAAGCUACUUCUAAAACUAAAACUUUUUUGCAGUUUUUAAUCUUUUAAUAUCUUCAUGCAAUUUUAGUAAAUCAGAUUCCCGUAUCACCUACAUAAUAGGUCUUACCAGACAUCCAUUGCUGCUCACAACUGUAUCACUCUUCAAGGCUUGUUCUCGCGAGCAAUUACCUUGCCUUUACGUGAUGCACUGCUAGUGCAGUAUUUUUGAUCAAGCACCCUCAGUGAUAAACAAGUACUAUGCAGGCAUUUGGAUCUUUGUUCCUGUUGAUAAAAUAAUCUGCUCGGUACAGAGAAGUUGUUAAAUACACAUAAAGGCCUAAAAGGCUUGCAAACUAUGAAGGUGACCAAUUAGUAGUUUUUACGGUGCUAUGGAGCAGUAGCUAUUUAUACAGUUUGUUUUUGUGGUCACUUCAGUGUGUACUGAUCUUAAAUUAUAAGGGUGCAUAUCACCCCCAAUAAUACAAUAUUAGGCCCAAGCUACAUCUAGACUUUAGUACAGCAGAACAAUCUUUCUCAUGAUGGGGGUCAAAUUGUCCCGAUCACAGCAUUAUAUUGUGCCCACAUUGAGUUGCCAUUGCCAUGCAACACAGUAGAGGCAAUUCAACGUGGGACUGUAACCACCAGUGAGAAUUGAUCAAGUGAACCUAUAUUUUAUUUUUUUGUCUAGUCUGAGUAGUUGUAUCCUGUCAACUUGCCAAAACUGAAAUCCUAGCUGAAGUGGUUUACUUUAAUGGAGAAGCUGACACAAUACUCUGAAGGUCUCAUAUUUUGUGCAAUCCACACAUCUGAUCCUUUCUUCAGAAGACUGAGCUCGGUGGCAAUCCAAUACAAAGCAUGAAACAUACAGGCAGCUCUUUUCUCAAAUCCAUAUAUCCUUUAUAGAUAUUUAUGUGUUAUUUUUUUUUCAUCAUCAUUUACUAUUUAAAGUAGUAUUUGGUUUUAGCAUGGAGAAAGGCAAGUUAAAUGGCUCUUUUAUUUAAACGAAGACGCAGAACAAGUUAAGGAUGCUCUUGCACAACAUCAAUAGACAUCCAUUCUACAUUGGAAAUGUUAUUCUAAAUUUGAAAAAUUCAGACUUGUAAAGUUUUUGCCAGUUCUGGAAGGAAAAAAAACUGAUCUGUGACAAAGAUUAAAGAAUAAUGUAUUUGUAUAUAGAAAUAUAUAUCACUUUUUUAAGAAAAAUUGUAAAAGUUGUACAUUUCUCAAUGAACUAAUUUUUAAAGCAUUUACUGGCUGUGUUUUUCCAUUUUAUAUAUAAAAUAUAUAAAUAUAUAUAAAUAUAAAUAUUAUAUAUACACACAUUUACAAAUAUCUAUAAAUAGCCGUAAAACUGAAUAUGGGAAAUGAAGCCCUGCCAGAAACACAUAAAAGGAGGAAAACUUUUCUGGAGUUCCAAAAUAAAUUUUAAUCUCGCCUCUGGUACCUCUCAUUCAGAAAGACUUUGAUAAAAAAAAUACAAAAAAAAAAAAAAACACAAAACAAAAAAGAAACAAUGGAAAAAAACAGAAGUUACGAGUUAAAGGUUCUUCAAUAUAAAUGUGCUUCAUAUAUACCUUGUGAACAAAAGGUCUAUACUUUUACACACUUUUUUUAGAUGAAUA